AUGGGUUCGUCUGGAGCAACUGAUAAGGACCAGUCAGCAUCGCCAUCGCCUCUUCAGUUAUCAGUAGCUACACAAACAGAUUCUUCAAUAGCAGAAACACCUUCCUCGCCAGAAACGUCCACAGCCCUUCCCUCUUUACAACCAGUCCCUUCCGUGAAAAAUGCCCUGCGUGCAAGUAAAUUUAAUCGUUUAGAAGAACAGGCUUACCUUAGCAAGGAGAUCACUCUUGUUGUAGGAACAAAAGUUGUUUGUUCCCUUGACCUUCUCAUACAGUUGUUUGCUGAAAAUUGUCGUCAGCCUGGUUGUCAGCUAGCAACCACAGUGAGCCACACUCUUUGUGGCACUAGUGUUUUGAUCAAGUGGAAAUGUCCAGCAGGUCAUGUUGGGAAAUUCUGGAGUUCCCACAAGGUCAAUGGGGCCCUGGCCAACAAUCUCCAGGCAUGUGGUGCUGUCCUUCUGUCUGGUAACAACUUUGCUCAAGUUGAAAGGUUUGCCAAGUUUUUGGGUUUGUCGUUUGUAUCAAGGUCGACAUUUUGUCGGGCACAAAGGGUGUAUUGCAUACCAGCUAUCAAUGAGUGGUGGACUUGGCAGCAAGGUAUUAUCAACCAUGAGCUGCAAGGCCAAAGCCUUGUUGUGAUGGGUGAUGGCCAGUGUGAUUCUCCAGAGUUUACUGCUAAAAACCUAUGUUAUUUUUUGAUGGAGAUGACCACUGGAUAUAUCAUUGAUUUGGAGGUUCUUGAUAAGAGAGAAGUGGAGUUAAAGUCUGUUAACAUGGAAAAAAGGGCUCUUCAAAACAUACUUGAGCGAAUCACAGAUGUUUUGAUGGUAGGAGAAGUCGUUACCGAUGCCUCUGCAAGUAUUAAAAAAAUGAUGGGUGAGUUUAGAAAUCAAUGUACUUUUGCUUUUUACUUUGCAAACUUUUCCGGUUGACUCAAGACAAAAGUAACAAGUAGAACAAAAUAUUAGUUGUACCUAGUUGAACUUCCAACUUGAUAUUCAAAUUAAAUUAUAUGAGAUCUUUUAGGUCUUGGCAGUGCCAGCUGCAGCUGAAAUUAAGCAAUUUAGCAAAACUAUAUAUUAGCACAUACAUUUUUUACACCAUUAUUUUGAACCCUAACCAAGAUACUUUGUUCUUGUUCUACUCACCCAACGUGGUGAAGAACCAAAUUAAUCACUCUUUCUCAAGGAGAAGUCUAUGAUGCAUAAAGCAUUAAUUUAUUUACAAGGCUGGGAUUCUAAACAGCAAGGCAUUUUUUUUAGUAAUUGUUGUGUUUUUUUGGUUUCCAGGAAGUGCAUUUCCAACAAUAAUUAUUUUCCAUUCUUUAGAUGUAUGGCACAAGGCCAGGAGCAUUAGAAAAUGCAUCAAUAAGGUACGUACACUGAAAUCAGCUGUUUAUAUAUGUAGUAAAAAUAUCCAGACCCCUUUAAACGAUUACCAGCACAUUUCUCGGUAAAGGUUACAUAGAUUAAAAUUUUAACGAUAGCAGUUUUUAAACAUUUAUUUGUGAAAGGUACAGAAGAUUCACACACAAUACAUGUUCAUGCCAAAUCUAUCAUAAAUUAUAUUAAUUUUACUAUCAUUUUUAUCUCAGAUUGGCAGUGCAAAGAACAUGGAAAAAGUAAGUCAGUGGGCAGACCACAUAAUCAACCAUUUUUGGUACUGCUGCGAAAUGGCCUCCAAAGAAACUAGCAGUGAUGACGAGGCUCUAACGAAGAUGAAGGUAAUUUGCACAUAACCUGCAGUCAUUCCUCUCGCAAACCUAGUUCAGAGCUAAAAAUAUAUUUUAUUUAGGGUUUUACUGUUCUACACUUUCUGGUAAAUAUAAUUUAAUUUAUCGUAAUAGUCCAGUCUGCUAACCUUUUUUUGUUUUCCAUGAUCACUUUAUAAUUUAUGAAUAUGAAUGUGCUUGUUGACCAAUGAAGUAACUUUGUUCAAGCCAAAAUAUUGAGAACUAAAACAAGUAUACUUGAAAAAAUAUUAUGAACAAAUAAUCACAAAAUAAACAAAACUAAGAAGGGCAGAUAGACAUGUCAUGUUUGGCAGCUGUAAAAUGAGGCACAUGGUCUCACACAUUUUAAAAAAUCUCUAUUAAGUUGACGAGUAUCCCUCUUUUUUACAGUACACUAAUGCACAUCAAUGUUUCUCACCAUGCAGGAUAAAUGGAUUGGCCUAUUGCACCAUGUCUGCAAUGACCAUGAUUGGCCUGGAGGGAGCUGUGACCAUGGUGAGUUACCUGAAGACCAUUCUCUACCAUGGUUUGACAGGAGAGCAAAGGAUUUCGAAGCACUGCAAAAGAUCAUUCUUGACCCUGCCCUGCUGGAGAGUUUCAAGUCAAUUACAUUAAAUUCAGGUGAACAUGGAGUUUAACUUCUCAUUUCUCUCUUAUAUGCAGGGCUGUCACUAAGAUUUCAAGAUGCAGGGUACAUGCUAUUAGUAGGCAAAGACUUAAACAGCUAUGAAGUUCUUUUGGGUUUAUUUGUUUGUUAGUUCUGUUGGACAUACUAAUACACUGUAGCAUUAGUGACAGCCCUAUCUAAGUGAACAGUAUCAGUGGAAUCCAUUGAAAAUAAAACCUGUACUGUGGUUUUUCAUUUAUUGAAUGAGGUUUGUGGUAUUCAUUGCAAAUAUUAGCGUAGUAAAUUAAGAUAUUUUUCUUUUCAUUUCUUUAGACACACUGGUGCUUUGGAGUGUGCUAAUAGCAUGUCUCUUAUGUACACAUCGAAGAAAGUGUCAUUCACGUAAGUCACAUCAUUAUUUCACUGGAAUUUUUUUUAUCUUUGUGCAGCAUGGUUUAAGCCAACAGUUAAAUGUGUUAUUCAUAAAUGAACGGCAAUAAAUGACACCAUGUCAUAUUUGACCUGCAUUGUGUAGAGGUCAUAUAAAAUGUUUAUGUUAAAAUCCUCCUUUGGGCUGUUAAACUGCUCCAUAACAACAUUAUAAUUUUAUUUCUUGUUAUUCGUGUGUCUGAGCACACUGGGUUCAUUUACUAGCAAAUGAACUGGAUUGGAGAACUUACUUUUGGACAUUCUCUUGGUAUUUUUUUUAGUGGUUUUAUACACCUAAAAAGAUUGUGUGAAGUUUUAUCAUAAUCACUAUUUCAACUUAUUGCAAGGUACAGCUGUAGCUUAUCUUGCAUGUUCCCUGUUAUAUAGAAUUUCUUUAUGUGACAUAUUCCAUAACUUCUAGGAAAAAGGUUUACAGAGCAAGAAAGAAGUUGACUGCUAUAGAUUGGAACUACCACAAUGAUCUGCCAAAUGCCACAAAUGAGGAUGCCGAGACUAUUAUCACAAGAAAGUAUAAUCAAAGGACGAAAUCUUGGGAUGUGAGGACAGUGAAAGUGUCCCAAAGACUACGGAUACAUUUGGAUUCUAAUGGCAAAGAUUUUCAAACUUCGAGUUGAUGAUGAUGAUUCAAUUGCACGGGAGGUUCCACUAGAGGCUGAUGAUCCGAGACUCAUUGCUCCCACAAUUGCAGAAAGUGAGCCUCCUCCAUCUCAUGAGCUCCUUGCAAGAAGGAGGAGUAGAUUUUCACAAUUUUCACAAACAAGUAGCUGAUUAGCAUUCCCAAAACCAAAGCUUCACCAAUUGUAGCUUUUAGUAUGUUUUUUGAGACAGUGCGAGUCCUAAAUUGACACAUUUGUGGCAGAUGCAGAUUAUAGCACUAGUCAAUGCUUGUUUAAAUAAUAAAGUGCUGCCACGGUUCAUGGCUCUCUUUCCUUGUUUGUAGUGAGUGGGAAAUAGAAUCAUUUUCUGUUUUUUUAGCUAUUUUCUUGUGAUUGAUUACCAGCGACAGAAAUGCAAGGGUUCACUGUACAAUAGUUUCAAUGUAGCUUGAUUCCCAGGAAAUGAUUCCAUGGUUCAAAUGUUGCAUAGUGCAGCAAGAUUUGUUUAAUAUUGUAAUAACCUUGCAAUACCACGGUAUGUCCUGUGUGUGAUGUGAUUUUUUUCGGUCUGAUAUAAACAUAAAAUAGUUAUGGUGUACAGUAUGGAGGGUGGUGAUUUGAUUUUUUGCCAUAAAUCUGUUGAUUUUAAAUUUAGAGUUUAUCAUUCCACUGUAAACAAAACAUGUACACUAAAAUACUCUUGGUUAGAAUUUUCGGAGACAGGAAACAAGACUCAACUUUUUGCUUGUGUUUUUCAGAUGUCAGUGUAACAAUACUAGGGCAACCGUCUCUUUCAAAAUGAGAGAUACU
Molecule: messenger RNA, 4193 nt
Organism: Porites lobata
Lineage: Eukaryota; Metazoa; Cnidaria; Anthozoa; Scleractinia; Poritidae
Source: the annotation of a GenBank genome assembly